This is a messenger RNA of Paecilomyces variotii, 958 nucleotides long. RefSeq lists its product as hypothetical. The coding region runs from base 337 to 690 and encodes 117 amino acids. The transcript is spliced from 2 exons. The record is from RefSeq and is a predicted model, not a curated record. NCBI's taxonomy places the organism in Eukaryota, Fungi, Ascomycota, Eurotiomycetes, Eurotiales, Thermoascaceae.
CACCUGAAAGCCGAUAGUUGCAAGCUCCAUUCGCUCUUUUACCUCAGUCGAGCAGUGCUCCCCUCAACACUCUUUACCAAGAUACAGACUCACCGGCUCUUUGCGCUGUCUUGUCCAGUCUCAUCUAAGCCGCACGGUGUCACAUUGAACAAAGCUUCCCAUCGAAAGCUCUUCUCGGUCCUUGCCACGUUUCUUAGCGUCUUAUUCAACUGAGCAGUCUCGACCUCUAGCCUCUUCGCGGCCUUCCUGUCGAGUAUCUCAGCGGUGAAACGUCCCUUGAACAACAAAACAAAUCCAGAUAUAUCGUCUGUUGUAUAUAGCCUCCAACCAAGCAAAAUGCGCGUGGGUGCUAUCUUGACUGCCAUCUUCCUGGCUGGAACCCAGCUUGUCGCUGCGGAGGACGCAUCGUCCACCAUGACCACCACCCGGACGCUCACCAAGACUCUUGUCCGCGCCGUGGCCACGGCCACAGUGACACCGUCUUCCUCCGUCGCCGUCGCAUCCAGCUCUGCUGCUGUCACACCCUCUCGCGCGGCUAGCGCCUCGGCCUCGGCCUCUGUCUCUGCUAGCAGCACCCAGGCUUCGGCAAGCCCAAGCCACGCCAACGCUGCCAUGAGUGUUGGCACGGGCAGUAUUCCUGCUGCACUCGUUGCUGGCUCUUUUGCGCUCAUCAUGGGUGUGGCUGUUUAGGUUACCCUUCUAGGCAACCGGGGCGGAACUAUGAAACCAGGAGGCGGUAUCGUCAAUUGCUGAUGCCGGCCUCUUUUGGAUACAUUGGCCCUUUUCUUCUUCUAUCCUGUUUAUAACUUUUGUGCCAGAUCUGGCGGGGCCUUUUAUCCUUGAUUCUCCUGGAGAGUGAGUGGACGGGGUUAUUUCAACGAUUCAACUUCUCUUCUUUGAUCAGCAGACGGUCCCAAUGAGACGUGGAAGCGGGGGACUCCUGUUGGUUACUUCUUUU